Molecule: messenger RNA, 2145 nt
Organism: Acanthochromis polyacanthus (spiny chromis)
Lineage: Eukaryota; Metazoa; Chordata; Actinopteri; Pomacentridae
Gene: pacc1
Product: proton activated chloride channel 1
Exons: 8
Coding region: 260-1393 (377 amino acids)
Source: RefSeq, a predicted model, not a curated record
GGGAAGGAAACGAGGAAACAUCGUGAAGGAAACGUGAUUCUCUGGUUGAGUCGCGGUCUGAAGGUGGCUGGUUAUUGUGGGAAGGACUUCCAUUGAGGUGGAGAAGAUUCGAGUAUCGGUGUGGAACUGGAACCUGAGGAAUAAUCCUGCUUUAGGGGCAUGAAACUUCUUCAAAAAUGCACUUUUUAUUGAUUAAAACUAGUCCUCUAACGUCGCACAGAUAACCUGAAGCGCAGAAACAGAGUUUAUUUGUGGUAAAAUGCUCCGGAAAGAGAGAGCUCGAUCCUACAGGGAGUUCAAUGAUGAAGACGAUGAUGAUGAAGGUAGCACUCAGCCUCAGGGUUUUUUCGACGACGGCACUGAAGACUUGGACCAUGAGGAGCCCAACGGCAGCAUCUCCCAAGGUAGCAGAAGAUCCUGCUUUAACGAGCUUCAGGAGAAUUCAACAUUUUGGGUUCUGGUGUCACGUGAAGAUGAUGACAUCACGGACAACAGCUCAUCCAGGAGAUUCAGUAAAACCUGCCUGAAGAAUGUCUUUACCGUGGUUCUCAUCUUCGUCUACUUGCUGCUGACGGCGGUGGCGGUGUUUCUCGCCUACCAAACCAUCUCCGACUUUCUGGUGAAGCUCAAGCAGCCGGUCAUGUCCGUCACCUACAAGGAAGUCGACUCAUUUUCACCUCCUGGUAUCGCUCUUUAUCCCGGCAAAGCUCAGCUGCUGAGCUGCAAACACCACUACCACGACUACAUCCCACCUUUAGUGGACCCUGGCAAACCCCAGAAAAUAGACUGUGAGGUUAAACGAGUGACUUACAUCGGACCGUUCACAAAUCAAACAUGGAAAACAGCUCUGGUGUUCCGUGGCCCGUCUGAUGUCAGGAACAAAGAGCUGAUCUUCAUGCAGUUCAGUCACAAUGAAACCGAGGAGGACUUCAGCGCCAUCACUUACAUGCUUUUUGCAAAGUAUAGCGACUUGAUUGCGAGUACAAACAAAUCAGAGUUUAUGAGGGACUGUGAGAGAAAUUAUUCCACAUGGACCUUCUCUGGAGGAUUCAGAACCUGGGUCAAGAUGUCUCUAGUGAGGACUUCUGGGAAACACAAUGAGGCUAUGGAGUUUCGCCAAGAGUCCGCUGUGGUGAAAUUCAAUGACAAACGACCAGAAGCAGAGCAGACCAACCAGCUCUUCUUUGCCGUCUUCGAAUGGCGAGAUCCUUACAUGCAAGAAAUCAGAUUGAUAGUGACUGCGAAUCCCUGGAGCUCCAUGGCCAUCCUCUGCGGCGUCUUCAUGGCUCUUUUCAAAGCUGCUAAUUUCGCCAAACUCACCAUUCAGUGGAUCAUCAGGAUGCGUAAAAGACACCUGAAGAAUAAAGCGCGAGAGCUGAACCAAGUGAGCUGAAACACUUUGUAGAGAAGCACUGGUGACACAUUCUGACAAAAUCCACAUUGCUUCACUUUUCUGAGUCUUUAUUUUUACACAGUUACAUUUGUUGAGGUCACUAACUUGCAUAGUUUUCUAAUCACCAGUGAGAAAUAUCAACACUGAAGCAUAAGAUUUUCCAGAUUUUCCAUUUUACUGAUGGUUUUGCCUCCAUUCUUACAUUUUAACUGGAUUUUACUGCUAAUUUAAUCAUUUCUUGAAGAGAUAUUCAGUGAAUUUUUUAUUGUUGCUGCUGUAACAUUUCAGAAUAAGACGUGUUUCAUGAAUAUUUUUUGAAACAUUCCAGGGAAACAAAUGUUGCUGAAAGAUGACACGCUGUUAAAGCUUAUUUUUAAAAACCUGUUCCGGGUAUAAAACUGAGAAAAUGUGAACUUUGGUAAAGAUGCUGCAGGAUUUUGGACUGGUUCUCAAAGGGAUAAUACUACUUUAAAGGGAAUAUUACAGAACAUUGUGUCUGUAUGUAGCAUUUUAUAAAACCAAUUGCCAUUCCGAAUUACAAUUAUUUUGAUAACUCAAUUAAGAGCUGUUUUUAUAGCAUAUGUGUUAAAUCCAUUUUUCCAGAACUUUAUCUGAUGUCAUUUGAUUCCAACAUUAUGUGUUGUAAAGAACUGUAUUUACUUGAAUUGUGAAUGUGUCUUGGUCGAUAUUAUAUCAAAUAUGCCAUGUUUUUAGAGAUGUUCAGAAAAUAAACAUAUUUUUAUGCCUGAAAA